Nematocida major is the source of this 1902-nucleotide messenger RNA. RefSeq lists its product as uncharacterized. NCBI's taxonomy places the organism in Eukaryota, Fungi, Microsporidia. Bases 1 to 1902 code for a protein of 633 amino acids. The record is from RefSeq and is a predicted model, not a curated record. The transcript has a single exon.
AUGCUGCACUUACAGAGAGUCUUGGAGUGCGUUCUUAAGGAGGCAGAUGGAGAAGAGUACGACAGAAAGUACGUUUACAGCAGACUCGAUGCAAUCCCGUGGGAUGAGAGGCCGAAAAUCCUCGAGGAAAUUUGCGAAGUUCUGAAAACGUGUGUGCUAAAGAGCAGGCUCUCCCUGUGCGAAGCGUACUUCCACUGGAAAAAGGCGACUAAAUCCCUGGAAAGUCUCUUUUCUGCGCUAAAUAUCCAGCCGGGAAGAAGAAGAAGGGUGCAGAAUAUGCCGCUUAGAAGGGCCUUCCGCCAGGGCAUCCUCGGACUAGCUAGUGCCCGGAGGGGGGAAGAAGUCUCGAAAGUCGUGGAGAGUGUCGUAUCCUUCAUACGGGGAUCGGAGGAGGCAGAAAAGUCCGUGGGAAAGAAGACCCUCGGAGUGCAGAUGCGGCUUCUUGCAGGGAUCUGCGAGGGUGCGAGGACUGAGGCUGAGAUUGUUCGGGUGUACGCUGAAGCUGCGAGGGCUUUUGUCUCCCGCGCGGAAAACCUGAAACUUCACGGGGAGCCCAGAAAAAAAAUAACGGAAUUUUUGGAGGAGGCUCCUGGCGUGGGAAGGAGACCGCGGGGACUCUCUGCGCGGAUGAAAGCAGAAAUUAGGAGGGAAACCAGCAGGAUUAUAACGGGAUCUUCUCUCGUGGCGUGGGAUGAGUUCCUGGGGCUUCUUGCAGGGGGAGAUGUUUUGGCCGUUUCUUCCGUUUUUUCCUCGGGAGUUGCCAGGGACGGAGUUUCCCGGGGGAAUCUCGUGGGGGUUUUCGGGGAGGCUGUGCGGAGGUGCGCAGAGUCUGGGGAGGGAGGUCCUUACGAGGGACUUAUGCGCAUCUGCAGGAUGCCCUGGCCUGAAAAAAUGAAGAAAACCGUUAGAAAGAUCGUAAAAAAUCAGGUAAAAGAUUUAGUGCGAGUAAAACCUGUGGAGUACUCGGGGUUCCUGGUGAGGAAGAUGCAGAGCCUCAUGCGGGAUAGAGACGCCCACCCGAAGAUCCGACAGGAGAGACCUUUUCUCAGGAUCAUCGCAGAGGAGGCUUCAAGCACGAACUACUUCGAGAAUUCUCUUGUCUUUAUGCUCGUGAAUGAACUCCUUUACGGAGCAUCCCUGAAAAGAGCCAGAAAUGUCUUCUCAGCAGUCAGAGGGACCUGGAAGUACCCCCUCAGAAGGCGAAUAGAGGGCCUCCUAAACGACUUUGCAGAGGCUGAGAAAGUCAACGGGGGAAAAGUCUCCCUCAUACACGCGAACAGCUUCCGAUGGCCCUCCCCCCUCCAAAGGCUCGACUUAGACGUGCCCGAAAUAGCAAAGGCAAAGAGAAAAAUUUUGAGCGACAGAAAAAGAAAAAAAGUAAAAAUAGAGUGGAUGGACAGCCUCUCAGUCGUGGAAAUCCGCAUAAACUCAGGAAAGGCAGUUCUCUCCCUCCUGCAGUACUGGAUAAUCCAAAAAAUUCUUGAGAAUUCUGAGAUAGAACUUUCGGAGGUGGAGAGUAAAAUGAAGAUGUGCUGGCCCCAUAUACGCCCCCUUGUAGAUGGAGGGAUUCUCGCCUUCUCUGAGAGCACACAGAAACUGACGCCCGGAGAAAACUUCAAUAGAGAAAGCGAAUGGGAGAAUCUCCUCCCAGAAUACGAUCUAUCCAGCAGGGAGGAGGCUCCGAGUAGUGCUAGACUCCUUGGGAACCUGGCACUGGACAGUGCUAUAUCGAAGUCCCUGAAGAGGAAUUCUCCGCAGUACCUGAGCGAAUUACUGCAGGAAAUAGCGAAGACCCACAAAACCACGACAGAAGCCGUCCACAAGAGGCUGCUUUCUCUCGUUGCGAGGGGGCUGAUUCUCCUCGAGGAAUUCGGGGCUUCCCAGGUCUCGUACAUCCCGUAG